AUGGAAGAAGAACAAGUUGUCCCUAUUCAACCAACCACUUCCUACUCUUUCUCCAUUAUUGCCUCCACUUCUGACUUCUCAACUGAAGAAGAAGAAGUCAGUGUUGAGAAUAACAAUAACAAGAAGAAGAAGAAGAAGAAGGAGGAGAAGGAGAAGGAGGUGGUGGAGAGAGAGAGUGAGGGGAAGCAUUCAAUGUAUCGCGGAGUACGCAUGCGUCAAUGGGGCAAAUGGGUAUCAGAAAUAAGAGAGCCAAAGAAGAAGUCAAGAAUUUGGCUUGGCACUUUUCCAACGCCAGAGAUGGCGGCUCGAGCCCAUGACGUCGCCGCUAUCGCUAUCAAAGGAACCUCCGCUUUCCUUAAUUUCCCCGAAUUAGCCGCAGUGCUUCCACGACCAGCCACCACUUCCCCCAAGGACAUUCAAGCCGCAGCCGCCAGAGCAGCUUCAAUCAAUUACCACCAAGCCCAAGCCCAAGAAUCAUUAAAUUCAUCGUUAAUGGGUGAGGAUGAUGCAUUCUUCGACCUACCUGAUCUCUUAAACAAGAGUGCAAGUAAGUUUCAUUACUUCACGCCGAGCUUCUUGGCUGGACCCGAACAUCUAGACUCGGGUUUCCGCCUGGAACACUCUUUCCCAUGGGACUCUUCCUAA
Molecule: messenger RNA, 645 nt
Organism: Gastrolobium bilobum
Lineage: Eukaryota; Viridiplantae; Streptophyta; Magnoliopsida; Fabales; Fabaceae
Product: ethylene-responsive transcription factor ERF039
Exons: 2
Coding region: 1-645 (214 amino acids)
Biological process (GO): regulation of DNA-templated transcription
Molecular function (GO): DNA binding; DNA-binding transcription factor activity
Source: RefSeq, a predicted model, not a curated record